Messenger RNA from Caenorhabditis briggsae, 1008 nucleotides. The coding region runs from base 1 to 1008 and encodes 335 amino acids. Gene Ontology annotation, cellular component: ribonucleoprotein complex; cytoplasm; nucleus. The transcript is spliced from 3 exons. Gene Ontology annotation, molecular function: mRNA binding. NCBI's taxonomy places the organism in Eukaryota, Metazoa, Nematoda, Chromadorea, Rhabditida, Rhabditidae. The record is from RefSeq and is a predicted model, not a curated record.
AUGUCCCGAGACGCGUCUGACACCAUUUUCAUCGGCAAUCUGCCAGGAGACGUUCGUGAGAAGGAGCUGGACAGUCUGUUCUCGAAGUACGGUAGAAUCAACAAGGUCGACGUCAAGUCCGGACGUGGUGGCGCCGCUUUCGGCUUCGUCCAGUUCAGCGAUUCGAGAGACGCCGACGACGCAGUCCGCGGUCGUGACGGCUACGAUUUCGACGGCAAACGAAUUCGUGUCGAGCUGACACGUGGAUCGGGACCACGCGGUCCGGGCGGCCGACCAGUCCGCGAUGGCUACGAUCGUGGAUACGACCGGCGAGACGACGGAUACGGUCGUCGUCAAUCGCACGGACCGCCACGUCGCAGUGAGAAUCGAGCCAUUAUUGAGGGAUUACCACCAACUGGAUCGUGGCAAGACAUCAAGGAUCAUUUGAAGUCGGCUGGUGAUAUCUGCUACGCGGACGUCGGCCGUAAUGGAGAUGGAAUCGUUGAGUUUGAGAAACAUGAGGAUAUGAAGUACGCGAUCAAGAAGUUCGAUGACACCAAGUUCACUUCUCAUAAGGGUGAAACGGCGUACAUUCGCAUCAAGGAGGACAAGGGCAACUCCAAUUUCGUCUCUCGUCCACCACGUGACAAUCGUCGUGGAGGCGGUGGGCGUCGUUCGAGAUCUCGUUCCCGCUCUCGUUCCCGCUCACCGAUCGCUCGUCGUCGCUCGCCAUCUCGCUCUCAAUCCCGUUCCUCGUCUCGUGGAUCGCGAAAGUCUCGCUCUCGCUCAGCGUCCAAGUCUCCAGUGAAGGCGUCAGCAGGGCGUAGCCGCUCGAAUUCGGCCGGUUCGUCACCACCACGACGCGGGGGUCGUAGUCCAAAUCGUCGUCGUUCUCCGGUUCCAGAUGAGCCACGUCCGACUUCUGGAUCGCCGGGAAGAUCGAGAUCCGGGUCGCCGGCUGGGUCUCGUGGUGGAUCUCGCUCCAGAUCCCGUUCGCCAGCGUCCAACGCUUCGUCGCCACGUCGUUAA